This is a messenger RNA of Bombina bombina (fire-bellied toad), 7150 nucleotides long. RefSeq names its product microtubule associated scaffold protein 1 (gene MTUS1). The transcript has 16 exons. The coding region runs from base 410 to 4384 and encodes 1324 amino acids. The record is from RefSeq and is a predicted model, not a curated record. Gene Ontology annotation, cellular component: nucleus; cytoplasm. NCBI's taxonomy places the organism in Eukaryota, Metazoa, Chordata, Amphibia, Anura, Bombinatoridae. Gene Ontology annotation, molecular function: microtubule binding.
UCGUGGGUAGUAGGCAGUGUGUUUUUUCAGGAAAAGUGCAGGCGUUCACUAGCUGAGCUGGUAAUUAGCAUGACUAAUGCUGGCACAAACGGUAAAGGACAUUCUUUUACAGGCUGGGAGCAAGCCCCUAAGCUGAUGCACAAGUACCUUGUGGAUUUUACUGCAAUUUCCCUCAGAUCAGCUGCAGCAGUGACUGGAUGUUUUCAGGCAGUAUUAAAGCACCUCUUUGUUCUCGUCUGUUAUUGCUGAUUGGCAUAAAGGUUGUGUCAAGACUAUUCGCUAAUGAAGCCACUCGUGCAAAUCAAGAAGUCUGCCGUGCAUUGCAGCCUUCUGUUUUUGGAAUAAUUUUGUAAGUCUUAUUUUAGCUGAAAUGUCCUGAAGUAUCCAACUAAACCUGGAGUUUAGCAGGAUGAAUGUACAGAGAGAUGGAAGAGCAACAAGGAAUACUUUAUAUAUUGAUGACACUAAUGGAAAUAUUUCAGAAGGGGAACGUCUUACCAAGUGCUCAGAAUGUAAUGAGAAUAUUGAAGACAAAAAUCCUGUUAUUGACAGUUGCUACUCGAGUUUGGACACAGAAAGCAAACAUGGUGCCAGCAGCAGUUCUUCUCUGCCGUGUCUCAUUGCCCUUGAGCUGCAGGAAACUGUGGAUUAUACACAUAAACAAGCAGCAGAAUGCUGUACUUCCAGUAUAGACACUGAUGUAUCCAGAUGUAGUAAUCUAAGACAAGCACAAGCAAAUACAGUGGAGCUGGAUGAAACUGUAGACUAUAUUAACAAGAUACAAGUUAAUAACUUAUGUUUAUAUACAAACGUUACCCACAAUUGUACAGGGAAUGCAAUCAUGAAGGAACCUGAAUUUUUUAAAAAUGUGCACAAUACUCAGGACCAGAAUGGUGAUCAGUCUAUUCCUUACAUGCAGAAAUCAACAGAUGCUGAUUUUGACCAAACUGAGAUAGUAAGGACUGCAGAUCUAAACAAAAAUUCCCCUGGUGAAGGCAGUGGGAAUAUUACAUCAGACCAUAAGGACAUUUGCACAAUGAUAAAUAAAUCCAACACUAUGGAGUUUGGACAAUCAAAAAGUGAUUCAUCUUUUAAUGUUUCCUCAAUGUCAGUGUUCAGUGAUGAAAUGUGCAUGAGAAAAAACAGUUUUAUAUCUAGUGGUUCUGAUAAACCGCUCAGUACCUCAGUACUAGAAAGUUCAGGGUUACUAAAUUCUUCCAGCGAUGUAUGUUCAGUAUCUGUAAAACUAGGUAACCUAAUGCCAGAUUGUCACCAGGGUGACAAUUGUACCACAAAGGAUGUAAAUUAUCUUGAAGUGCCUCCGUUUAACACUGAUUCCAAAGAAAUUCUGCAAGAGGAAAUCUCCCCUGAGCAAAUUGUAUUAAAUCAGAAAAGUGAAAUGAACAAAACCACUGUUGGAAAAACUGCUCCGGCAAUAAAUGUGGUAGAUCAUAUACAAGAUCAAGAUGGCAAAAAUAGUUUGAACAAGGUGGACUCUGAAAAUCUGGGCUCAAAUCUAGACAUGGGAAAGCAGAGAGAAGAUAAUGGUGAUAAAGCCAAAGAUCUGAAUUGUGUAUAUGAUGCAGACCCAAUCUUGUUGCAUUCACCAUGUAACAAACCCACACUUAACAGUCCUGAAGCAAAAACCUCAUCUAGUGAUCUUUCUGGACAGAAUUGCGAGGACACCUUUUUAGUUACCAGCUCAAAUUCAGGGGCUAGUUUAAAGGCCUAUACGUCCACACCUUUACCAGAAUCAAAAAAUAUGACUUUCUCUGUUCCCAUUAUUGGGGACUUUGCAGCCUGCAAUAAACAGCAAAAAGAAUGUAUAUUGUUAGAGGAUGUGAAACUGAAUGGCAUAGAUGCAUUUAAUAUUGACUCCAUAAGUGAAACACCUAAACCAAUUAACAGAAAGGUGGCUGUGGUAAAUACAGUGGGUAAACCUAAGAAAAAUGAAGUUAUAAGCUUUCCUAAACCUAAUUUCAAAAAUGUAAAGUCAAAGAUAUUGACCAGACCGGCAUUACAAGCAAAGGAUAAACUUUCUCCUAGGUCACCCCAGCCAUUGUCCAAUGCAUCUUCGCCUGUUGCGUCUCCAAGAGCUCCUGUUUCUACUGUUAAAAUACUAAGAAAAAAAUCUGUCGUAGAACAAGAUUUGAAAACAGACUCAGUUAUUGCAAAAUCACAGAAACAGCCAAUUAAUAAGCAGCUCUUCCCUGGCCAAUCUGCACAUGCCCCAACCCAUUCUAAACUUGCUGUGAGCAAGGUUUCCAGGGCUGCUGCAGUGAAGCACACUUAUGACGAGCCGGACAGAGCAAGUUCUUUAAACUUAGCCCGCUCCUCUGGCUCAGCUGCUGCUGUAACCUGUACUGCAAGCUCUAGAUUGACAGAAAAUAAGAGUGAAAAAGCCAAGGUUUUUGUUAAGCCUGCAGCACCCAAUGUAGGACACAUGGGACCUGACAAGGCUGAGCAGAAUGGCAUUGCACAUACUCCCCCUCCUGAGAGAGAUGAUUGUGUUUCCGGGGAUAUUUUUGUCAACAUCAUGCCUUUGUCAUCUAACUUAGCGAAGUCAAGUACCAAGACUUUACACAAGGAGCUGGUAAAGAGCGCAUCUCAGCAAGUUGCUGUCCCAAAGGGAAGAGGACAGGCUCUGGGUCAGAGGAGAGGAAGUCUAAACAAGAACAUUAUGACCAUCCGGGUCUCUUCUCCUCCAAGAGUUGGGCAGCACAUAACUCCUGGUGGAGGAUGUAACACUCCCAAAGGAAAGCCUAAUUGUGUAAAAGCUUCACCAGCUUGUGGUACAAGAACCUUGCCCAAGUCAAGAGUACUUUGUAACGGACCAGCCCUUCAAAGAGCCCCUAGUGUAUCUUCAGUGUACAGCACCCAGAGCGAGCAGAGUACUCAGAGUACUAGGUCUACAGCAGGCAUCAGCGGCAUCAAAAUUGAAGAUGUACCUGCAAAAUGGCCACGACAAAACGGUGCCUCAGUGGCUCAGCCUUCAAAAUCCACGUUUUCAAGGGAUCGGUCACAGAGUCUUAAAGCCGCACAAACAGUUACAAGUGCGAAGAAGAUCUCUCCUUUGAAUAAAGCUGUUGCCAAACCAUCUGGGUCAUUGCCUUUGACAAAGAAAGUGGAAAAUAAAGCCAACCUGCCUGGUACGCUUGGUCUUCGGGGGCUCAGAAAUAUAACAGUUGAAAAAACAAGGAAGACCAGCCCAAGAGGUCCAGUCCAACAGACACAAGCUCCACCUGUCGAUGCAAAAACUGCAGAGUUAGCACAGUGCAAAACCCUAUGCGACCAGCAGCGAGGGAUAAUCCGCCAUUUGAAAAAUCUCCUGAUCAGCAGUAACCAAAAGUUUGAGGCUCUUACAGUGGUGAUCCAACAGCUUAUAACCCAGCGGGAGGAGGUUCUGAAGAAACGGAAAGAGCUUUCACAGGAACUUCUCAACUUGCGUGGAGACUUGGUAUCUGCCUCAAGCACAUGUGAGAAAUUGGAGAAAGAUAAGAAUGAGCUGCUGAUUGCAUAUGAAGGGAUUCUACAGAAGGUGAAGGAUGAACAUAAUGCUGAGCUGUCGGACCUGGAGGAGAAGCUGAAGACGUUCUAUACCGGCGAGUGCGAGAAACUGCAGGGAAUCUUCAUAGAAGAAGCUGAGAAAUACAAAAAUGAGCUGCAAGAAAAGGUUGAUAACUUGAAUACCACACAUGAAUCCUAUAGACUUGACUUGGAGACAAGCCACGUAGAUGAAAUACAAACACUGAAGAAAGAGUUUGAUAAGUCGUUAACAGAACUUAAAAGUACACAAGAAAAAGACAAUAAGCUAUUGGAAGAUUCAUUUAAAGAAAAACAAGCUGCAUUAGAGAAAAAAAUUGAUGAACUGAAACAGGAAAAUGAAUCCUUAAAGGAGAAACUAAAGGUGGAGGAAGAGCAAAGAAAGAUCUUCAAAGAAAAAUCUGGGCAGAAGAAUCCCCAGGUUAUGUAUCUGGAACAGGAGUUGGAGAGUCUGAAAGCCGUAUUGGAGAUUAAAAAUGAAAAAUUACAUCAGCAAGACAAAAAGAUUAUGCAAAUCGAGAAAUUGGUUGAAACCAAUACAAUCCUGGUUGAAAAACUGAACAAAUGUCAGCAGGAGAAUGAAGAUUUGAAAGCUCGUAUGGCAAACCACAUAGCCCUUUCAAGACAACUUUCUACUGAACAAGAAGUUCUGCAGAAGUCAUUGGAGAAAGAAUCUAAAGCAAACAAACGCUUAUCCAUGGAAAAUGAAGAACUUCUUUGGAAAUUACACAACGGUGACUUAUGCAGCCCCAAAAAGUUGUCCCCAUCUUCACCUGGAAUACCUUUCCAUUCUUCACGAAACUCAGGCUCUUUUUCCAGUCCAACAGUGUCGCCCAGAUGACACUUUAUGAACAAGGACUAAAACAUUUCAGGACUCUUUGAGACUGCUGUGGACACUAAUUGUGAAAGCAAAAGCUAUAUUAGCUACUAAAUAGGAAAUAUGACUGGAAUAUGGUGCGGGAAAUCCGUUAUGUGACGUACUGGAAAUCCAGGAGUAAGUCGUUGCUCCUUCAAGGAAAAGACUGUGGUAAAAUAUAUUUGAACGUUGUUGCACAAAGCACUUACCUUGCAAGAUGCAAUUCUUGCUUUUUUCUUUUUGCCUUUUUUCACCUACAAGUUUAUAGGGAAAAAAGCUCAGGGCUUGUAGAUAGAAAGAUCACAAACUUUAUAUAGUUUAUCACCUGUAUAUAUUGUGUAUCUUCCCGUUUUGGUUGGGUGGGUGUGAGUUGUGUGGGAGCUGAAUGAAAAACACUGGGGUUGUCUGCUUAUUGCUUCUUUCAUUACUCUGGACAAAGCAAAAGGGCAAACCUUAAUUUAAAACAAAAUUGGUAAAUUCACCAGAUUUUAGAAAACGGCGCAGAAGCUAGUUCUACAAUUUCCAAAAGGAAUCUGUUCCUAUUUCUAUGCCUAAAAACUAAUGUGCAUUUAUUUAAAUUAAAAAGAUAAUAGCCUUGGGAUUUGUGUUUUUUUUGUUUGUUUUUUAUUGCAGAAGUCUUGUGUGUUUAUACCUAAAAAUGUAGCGACGUUUUUUUCACCCAUGAUGUUCACAAUAUCCAUUGUACCUGCUUCUCUAUCGCAAAUUUAGACAUUUUACAUUGUGAUUUAUUUCUGACUAUGCAAAGUCCACGUUUAUAUUAAAGCUCCUUCUGUAUAUAAAUAUGUAAUUUGUGUCCCGCAUUUGGUGAAAAUACGCCAGUUGCACUGUAUUUCCUGUUCUCGGAGGGUUAUGACAGCGCUGUCUCUGAAUGGAUCCUUAUGAAUCUGCCCUCAUCGGCCUUUUUUAUUUAAAAUGAUUGUCCUUUUGCUUUCAGCAUAGUUAAGACCAAAUCGAUGGGUGAAGCUUUUGUAACUGGUGAAAAUCCUUAUUUACAAUGAUAAAAUUGUGUCCAAAGAAUUUUUGUCCCCUGUCAACUUUGUCAUCAGUUGUACAUUUUAUAUUUCCCACAGUGACAGUUGUCUUUUGUCUGAUCAAGUCUAUCUGGUAACACUGCCACUUGUGACAAGACCUCUCUGGCAUUAUGCAUUAAUCCCCUGUCGGUUGUCAUUUUAUUUAGGGCACUAAUGUGUUAAUAGCAAAUAUGGGCACAAAAAAUGUCUCGUUCUAGUUUUUGUUGUUGUUUUUUCUCUUUCCUUUUUUUUUAAAUUAUUUUUAUUUCCCUUUCAUCUGCAUCAUGAAAAUAUUUGUAGCUUAUAGGAAAUGUGGAUGUAAAAAUGAAUAAUAAAGCUGUAGUUGCUUGAUUUGUAAUGAUGGAAAUAUAUUCUGACAUGUAAUAAGAAAAUAAACUUAUUGGUGCAAUCAUUUUUCCUCAAACAUUCGAUAGACUUCCAGUCUUAUAGAUAUAGAGAAAUAGAUAUAUUUUUUUUUUAUGAUUUUGGAUAAUAUAGAAAACUGAAGCCUUGUAUCAAGAAUAUACUUGGAGACGAAACCACAAUUUUUUCCAUGAUUGAGAGCAUGCAAUUUUAAAUACAUUUCACAUUUAUUUCUAUUUAACUUGCUUUGUUCUUGGUAUCCUUGUUGAAAAGUAUACCUAGGUAGGCUCAGCAACUGGUGAUUGGUCGCUGCACAUAUAAGGCUUUCAGAUAGCUCCCAGUAGUGCAUUGCUGUUCCUUCAACAAAGGAUACCAAGACAAUAAAGCAAAUUAAAUUGGAAAGUUGUUUACAAUUUUAUGACUUUUCUGAAUCAUGAAAUACAUUUUUGGGAUGUCAUGUCCCUUUUAAAGGUUACUUAAAAUACAUUAGACAUUACAAUUCUAGGUUACUUUAUGUACUUAUUGAAUAGCAACAAAAUAUAUAAUUGGCUGAAAAUACCAAAUUCAGAUGCAGUGCUGCAAUGUUGGUGUGUUAGAGAUUAUUGGUUUUAUUGUGACAUAAAACACUGUAAUUGCUCUAUAACACUCGUCUGACUUUGUUCCAACACAACCAAAACAUUUUUUGUUAUAAACUGCCUUGUGUAUUGUAGUUAAUAUCUUGCAAAAACAAACUUUGGACUAAUUGCUCUACGAACUCUGCACAUAUUCGUCCAGCACAACUCCUGCUGAUUAAACACUGCCUCAUUCAGUAGCAAUAUUUAACACUGAACUGAACCAAUGUCAUUUUUAUCCCUGCAAGAUAAUAGAACUAAAUUUGAGAUAAUUACAUUAUUUACAGCAUAACAUUUUAUCGCUAGUUACCCUUUGAUGUUACAGUACCACUUUGGAGAAAUAUAGAAGUUCUAGUUCCAAGCGGAAACUGCUGCUGAGCCAAUCAGCAUCGCCAGUUGUGCAACCUAACUGUGCAACUAGCGCAAAUUAGCUCAGGGGCAGUUUCCGCUCUGCGGCUUCUGAUUUUGGUAUUUCAAAUGUGUUUUAGGAAUUAAACGCAUAGCAUUGCAUGGUCUCUAGUAAUAAAAUUACAUGCUCUAAAAAUAUUUAAGCAUGUAAUUUCUUUUUUUUAUUUCUUUGUAAAUACUAUAAUGGCCUUUUUAAAAAGACCGUGUUUAGCCAAGUGACAACACACACUUAUGAAUGCAUAUGCUUGCUUUAUACAUUGUCAUGUAAACGUGUUUCCCCAUUGUUUGUAAUGAGCCAUUUUACCUGCUGAAGUCUAUUAAAUUGGUUAUAAAUAGUA